AACCGGGAGGCAUAAGAAAACCCUAGCUGUGGUCUGGGGAGCUCGAUCGGGCGAAGAUGGCGUCGGCGCUGUUGAGGGCGAAGCGCGCCGCGGGUUUCUCGUCGGCGGUGACGGCGAUGUCGACGGCGUCUAUAUGCAGGGCGUUCGCGUCUCUGUCCGUGGGUUUGGAUAUCAUAUCCGCCGCACCCAAUGUGGCGCUUCAGAAGGCGCGCUCCUGGGACGAAGGCAUCGCCUCCAAAUUCUCGACAACGCCUCUGAAAGACAUCUUUCAGGGGAAGAAAGUUGUCAUCUUUGGAUUGCCGGGUGCUUACACUGGUGUUUGUUCAGCGCAACAUGUUCCUAGCUACAGAAACAACAUCGAAAAGUUCAAGUCUAAAGGCAUUGAUUCUGUGAUCUGUGUUGCUGUCAAUGAUCCAUAUGUUAUGAAUGGAUGGGCCGAAAAACUUCAGGCAAAGGAAGCAAUCGAGUUUUACGGUGACUUCGAUGGGAGCUUUCACAAAAGCUUGGAGUUGGAUUUGGACCUCUCUGCCGCAUUGCUUGGGCAUAGGUCUCAAAGGUGGUCGGCUUAUGUUAUUGACGGGAAAAUAAAGGUGCUUAACAUCGAGAAAGUUCCUUCUGAAUUUAAAGUCUCCGGUGGCGAGGUGAUCUUGGACCAGAUUUGAUCGGUUCGCAUAUCUGUUUUGAUGAACUAUUUGAGCCGAGAACUAUGUUGCUCUAAAUAAAUGAAUCCAAAAACAAUCCAUUGAGAUUUUGUUUUGCCUUUUGGUGAAAGUAUUUCAUCAUAUUGUUUGUAUAUUUCAGUGGCCAUUGUUGUUGAAAAUAUUUGAUCGAGUGUGUUGGUUGAUA
Zingiber officinale is the source of this 846-nucleotide messenger RNA. Its product is annotated as peroxiredoxin-2F, mitochondrial-like. The record is from RefSeq and is a predicted model, not a curated record. Gene Ontology annotation, molecular function: thioredoxin peroxidase activity. The transcript has 5 exons. Gene Ontology annotation, biological process: hydrogen peroxide catabolic process; cell redox homeostasis; cellular response to oxidative stress. NCBI's taxonomy places the organism in Eukaryota, Viridiplantae, Streptophyta, Magnoliopsida, Zingiberales, Zingiberaceae. Gene Ontology annotation, cellular component: cytoplasm; mitochondrion. Bases 57 to 662 code for a protein of 201 amino acids.